CAAAGUGUGCAAACAUUGCAAUGAAUGCUAUGUUUUGUCUAAUUGUCUAACAAUUAGUUUAUUAUUAAACAUAUCUCUUAUUAAUAUAUAAUCGCUAUUAAGUGAACAAUUGAUUACCAAUUAUUGCAUAUAUAGUCGUGUUAUCGCUUCAAAUGAAACCAUCGUUUAUUCGUUGAAUUAUAAACUUGUUAUUUGUAUUGAAUUGUGAUUUAAAGGUAAACAAUAAUAACAAUAAUUGUGUAAAAUAUGGGAAACUGUUGUUUCGGUGAAUCCGACGAUAAUUAUAGACAUAAUCUAAACGACAAUAAUACCAGUUCUGGUCAACAAUUGGCGUCAAAUCAAAGUAACUAUAAGUCCGUCUCACGAGAGGAGGUGGCGGCGGCCGCAGAACGACGGGCCGCUCAACAACAGUCUCGCGGAGCCAAAGGUGUGGUCAACAUAAAGGCCAGAAGCGCUGAAUUGCCCGAAAAUACAAACUCGGGUGGACUCCGAUGGCAGGUUGGAUGAGACGA
Messenger RNA from Medioppia subpectinata, 512 nucleotides. NCBI's taxonomy places the organism in Eukaryota, Metazoa, Arthropoda, Arachnida, Sarcoptiformes, Oppiidae. The record is from the annotation of a GenBank genome assembly.